AUGCCUACCCGUUUGUCGAAGACCCGCAAGCACCGCGGCCACGUUUCCGCCGGUAAGGGACGUGUCGGAAAGCACCGCAAGCAUCCCGGUGGUCGUGGUCUUGCUGGUGGUCAGCACCACCACCGUACCAACAUGGACAAGUACCAUCCCGGUUACUUCGGAAAGGUUGGUAUGCGAUACUUCCACAAGCAGCAAGCCCACUUCUGGAAGCCCAUCAUCAACCUCGACAAGCUCUGGUCUCUCGUUCCCCAGGAGACCCGUGACGCCUACGUCAAGGGUGAGAAGAAGGACACCGUCCCCGUCCUCGACCUCCUCCCUCUCGGUUACUCCAAGGUCCUCGGAAAGGGCCGUCUCCCUGAGAUCCCUCUGGUCGUCCGCGCCCGCUGGGUCAGCCGCCUUGCUGAGGAGAAGAUCAAGCAGGCCGGUGGUGUCGUUGAGCUCGUCGCUUAA
Fusarium poae is the source of this 450-nucleotide messenger RNA. RefSeq names its product 60S ribosomal protein L28 (gene RPL28). NCBI's taxonomy places the organism in Eukaryota, Fungi, Ascomycota, Sordariomycetes, Hypocreales, Nectriaceae. Gene Ontology annotation, biological process: translation. The coding region runs from base 1 to 450 and encodes 149 amino acids. The record is from RefSeq and is a predicted model, not a curated record. The transcript is spliced from 3 exons. Gene Ontology annotation, cellular component: ribosome; cytosolic large ribosomal subunit. Gene Ontology annotation, molecular function: structural constituent of ribosome.